Messenger RNA from Sinocyclocheilus anshuiensis, 823 nucleotides. Its product is annotated as transmembrane protein 235-like. NCBI's taxonomy places the organism in Eukaryota, Metazoa, Chordata, Actinopteri, Cypriniformes, Cyprinidae. Bases 155 to 823 code for a protein of 222 amino acids. The transcript has 4 exons. Gene Ontology annotation, cellular component: apical plasma membrane. The record is from RefSeq and is a predicted model, not a curated record.
AGAAAACCCUGCGGUUUCCUCAUCCAGCUGUUGCUGAGAGCUGCUUCUUCCUUCAGCCUGGAAACAUCUGGAGAAAUAAAGCUGGAAUCAUGUGCUUUAAUGUGUCUGAACACACUGGGCUUUAGAGGACCUGAAAAGAGGGGUUUUCUCGCUGAUGAAGAUGAACUUUGGGACAGUUGUGAUCUCUGCGGGUCUGUGUGGGCUGCUCAGCUUCAUCCUGCUCGCCGUGUCCAUCGGCACUGAAUACUGGUACAUUAUAGAUGUGGAUGAAGGGAAGAACUCCAGCCUGGAGUACAGCAGCUCUCACUCCGGACUCUGGAGGAUACAUGAAGGACAGAAUGGCAGUUACCACGACAUCUCGUUCUACACGGACACCUCCGACCACACCGAGCAGGAGAAGCACCUUUUGAAGUUGCACAGGGUCAUCGUGGUCCUGCUGCCUCUCAGUCUGGUGCUGCUGGUCUUUGGUGGGAUCUUCGGUCUGGUGGCGUCUUUGGCUCAGAGCUGCACUCUUCUCACCUGCAUUGCUGCAUACUUCCUCAUCUGCAGUCUGUUGACGGUGUCCGGUGUAAGCAUCUAUAUCAGUUACUCUCAGCAGGCUUUGGAGGAGCUGCAGCACAUGGUGGAUAUUGAGUCACUUUCUCACGUCCACAUGUCCUUCGGCUGGUCUCUGGUCAUGGCCUGUCUGUCCUUCUCCCUGGAGCUGCUGACGGGGAUCCUGCUCAUGCUAGCGGCCCGUCUCAUCCACCGUCAGUGCCACCACGAGCCUGCCGCAGUGCUCUCCAUGAGCCAGAGCUCACCACAGCUUCUGAGACUGCAGUAA